CCCAACCACUUCCACAUGAUUCAUAAAUUGCUAGAAAGUAUUGACUUUAAACCUCGACAAAACAAUUCACAAAACGUGAGCCACGUCAAAAUUUAUUUUAUCUUUUUAUGAUUUAGCUACGUCAAUUUAAAACUCUAAUUGUGGCAGUAAUCUCAUUCUCAUCCAAUAAAAAUAAAAAUAAUAAAAUAAAGAAGGCAAAUUGGCACACUAAUGAUCUCUGGUGUGAUAAAUUCAAGAAUAAAAACCCCACACUUAACCUUCAUUUCCCCCAAAAGAUCCUUCCCCAUCAUACUCAUUCUCUGCUACCGUUUUUCUCUCUCUCCAAGAUGAUCGGAGAACACUCUCAGUUACCCGUUUCUGAUGACCCAAAGACGCCACUUCUCCCAAUUCACGAGGCAACCCAAGGAACAAACAGCACCGUAUCGUGCACCAUAAAAUGUUUUUUAACAUUAAAUAACUUGUAUGUAAUUCUAGGACCUUUAUUGUCGAUUAUCAUAUGUCUCUUCGUGAAGCUGGAUGCUCCACCCACCAGCCAGAAAAUGCUUGGCGUGAUUGCUUGGGUUUUCACUUGGUGGGUCACCCAAGCCGUGCCACUUCCGGUGACCUCCAUGUGCCCCCUGUUUCUGUUCCCACUCUUCGGAAUAUCUUCUGCUGAUGCUGUGGCCCACUCUUACAUGGACGACGUUAUCACCCUCGUUUUAGGUAGCUUCAUUCUCGCUCUCGCCGUCGAACGUUACAACGUCCACAGAAGAUUGGCCUUGAAUGUGACGUUGCUAUUUUGUGGCGAUCCGGUGAAUCCAGCGCUGCUGUUAUUGGGGCUAUGUAGCACGAUAUUCUUUGUGAGUAUGUGGCUGCACAACGUGGCAACGGCGGUGAUGAUGAUGCCGGUGGCGACGGGGAUCGUGCAGCGGUUGCCGCCGGUGCAGGAGCAAUCGGAGGCGGUGAACAAGUUCUGUAGGGCGGUGAUUCUGACGGUGGUGUACGCUACGCCGAUCGGAGGGAUAAGCACUUUAACGGGGACGGGUGUGAACUUGAUAAUAAUUGGGAUGUGGAAGAGCCUUUUUCCUGAGGCAAAGCCAAUCAGUUUCAACACGUGGUUCUUUUACGGUUUCCCUGUGGCCGUUCUCAUUUUAAUUUGCUUUUGGGGCAUUAUUUGCUUGCUCUAUGUGCCAAAAGGUUCGGGUCGGGCUUUGUCUGCUUACUUGGAUAAGGCUCAUUUGAAGAGGGACCUCGAUGCUCUUGGUCCAAUGGCUUUUGCUGAGAAGAUGGUGUUGUCUGUGUUUGGGUUGCUGAUCAUACUAUGGAUGACAAGAAGAAUCACAGAUGACAUUCCUGGAUGGGGUGCUUUGUUCCAUGGUCUUGUUGGUGAUGGAAGUGUCAGUGUUAUGGUGGCUGUGUUAUUGUUCAUAAUCCCAAACAUGAAGCAAGAGGGGGAGAAACUAAUGAGCUGGAAUGACUGCAAAAAGUUACCUUGGAACCUCAUUUUGCUCCUAGGUGCAGGGUUUGCCUUAGCUGAUGGAGUACAAUCUAGUGGCCUAGCAGAUGUGUUAUCAAGAGCCUUAGAUUUCUUGCAAGAUGCCCCAUACUUGGCCAUUGUUCCUGCUGUUAGUCUAAUAUGUAGCAUUAUUACUGAGUUCAUCACCUCCAAUGAUGCCACUGCCACCCUUCUUGUCCCACUUCUGUAUCACAUAGCCAGGACUAUGCAUGUGCACCCUCUUCUUCUUAUGGUCCCUGGAGGAAUAGCAACCGAGUUUGCUUUCUGGCUUCCAACUUCCACGCCAUCAAAUGUAGUUGGAUUUGCCACUGGACACAUAGAAAUUCAAGACAUGCUCAAAGUUGGUGUGCCACUCAAGGUUGCUGGGAUUGUUGUGCUUUCUCUUCUCAUGCCAACACUAGGAACUUUUGUUUUUGGAGCAAAUGGCGGUAUUAAAUUGAUUUCUUCUCGUUGGUUAGGAAAUUGAUUUUUUUCUCCAAAUUCCACUUUGCUUUAUAAAUUUUGGGUGGGGGCCUGUUAUCAUUCGUAGAAUCUUGCUUAUACUAAAUUUUAAUUGUGCAAUUGCAAGGGCCUCAUGCAAUAUUUAAGCAAUGAGGAAUACUCUGUGCAAAUAUCAACAGGCAAUGGAGAAGGUAGAGAAAGAUCUCUAUCUCACUCUUUCUUGCUAUUAUUUUGUAUUUAUAUGUUAAUUUGUUUACAAAUUCUUUUUGAAGGGUUAUAUUAUAUAAAUAUAGGGGUAGGGUGAAUUUCUUGCCAUUGUAAAACUUUAUACUUAUAUACCAUUAAGAGAAGAAAGGAAUUGAUUUGUUUAUUAAAUGAUUAUGUAAUGUGAAUGCAAUUUGUUGAUUUAGAGGUGUCGGAAAUCCCAUUGAUCC
Molecule: messenger RNA, 2370 nt
Organism: Abrus precatorius (Indian licorice)
Lineage: Eukaryota; Viridiplantae; Streptophyta; Magnoliopsida; Fabales; Fabaceae
Product: tonoplast dicarboxylate transporter-like
Exons: 6
Coding region: 327-1961 (544 amino acids)
Biological process (GO): monoatomic anion transmembrane transport
Cellular component (GO): membrane
Molecular function (GO): transmembrane transporter activity
Source: RefSeq, a predicted model, not a curated record